CCCCGGCUCGUCCUCGUCCUCUUCGUUCGUCCUCAGUGCAGGAUAACGCGGCACUGUCACUCACUUUACCGACAGAAAACAACAGGUAAUUCUGACCGGGUGUUAUAUUUAUUCAGCCCUCAUACUGAUAUCCUGCCUCCAACGCGAUCUGCGAAGAAUCCGCUGCCCCGUGUCUGCUCUUAACAGGUAUUUAUACACUCAUCCUCACUGACAACUAUGGACGUGAUAGUGCGUCGCUGCCCCUUCCUGGCUUGCGUGCCGCAGGCUUUUUUCCAGCAGUCCAGAAACUCCAUGGUGACCUACGCUCAGCGGUGUCCCAUCAUGAUGGAGCUGGCUUCAAAACCCAUGGCUCCUUCCCUGGCGCGGGCCCUGUGCUCUUCUUCUUCCAAUAAGAAGACGGCAAGUGAAGCCCCUGUAACGACAGUAGAGUCUAAGCUGCCUGCUGGUCAUCCUGCGCCAACGGCAGGCCAGGCGGUGGGGUCCAAAUGCCCCUUCCUGGCUGCCGAGAUGAAGCAAAUGAACAGCGGUGUGGUCCGUCAGGUUACCGUGGAGUUCCAGGAGGAUGUUGAAGAAGUGCGCACUGUUCAGAAAGAGAUUUCCCCAGCCCAGCUGAAGCAGCCGUCCUUGGCCAGCACCAGUAAAGCGGGAGAGCAAAGCGGUUUGAUGAAGGCUCUCCUGAAGCAGCGUCCCAAAGGGGUCACCCACCUGCUGCAGGACAACUUGCUCGGCAGAAUGUCCCGCUUCAAGUACGACGACUUUUUCGAGAAGAAGAUCGAAGAGAAGAAGAACGACCACACGUACCGCGUGUUCAAGACGGUGAACCGCCUGGCCACUGAAUUCCCCAUGGCGGACGACUUCACGGGCUCGCUGGAGGAUAAGCGGGAGGUGUCCGUCUGGUGCAGCAACGACUACCUGGGCAUGAGUCGGCACCCGCGAGUCGUGCAGUCCAUCAUGGACACUUUACAAAAGCACGGCUCGGGGGCCGGCGGGACCAGGAACAUAUCUGGAACCAGCAAGUACCACGUGGAGCUGGAGCAAGAGCUGGCUGACCUUCACAAGAAGGAUGCCGCCCUGCUCUUCACUUCCUGCUUCGUUGCCAACGACUCCACCCUUUUCACCCUCGCCAAGAUGCUUCCUGGUUGUGAGAUUUACUCGGACGCAGGGAACCACGCUUCGAUGAUCCAGGGCAUCCGGAACAGCGGCGCCAAGAAGUUUAUUUUCCGCCACAACGACUUGGGUCACCUCAGAGAGAUGCUGGAGAAGGGAGACCCCUCCAAGCCCAAGAUCGUGGCGUUUGAGACGGUCCACUCCAUGGAUGGUGCCGUGUGUCCCCUGGAGGAGAUGUGCGACCUGGCUCACGAGUUCGGCGCCAUCACCUUUGUGGACGAGGUUCACGCUGUGGGUCUGUACGGCGCCAGAGGAGGAGGAAUCGGAGACCGGGAUGGCGUAAUGCACAAGAUGGAUAUCAUUUCAGGAACUCUAGGCAAGGCUUUCGGGUGUGUCGGGGGCUACAUCGCCAGCACCGCUGCCCUUGUGGACACCGUGCGCUCCUACGCCGCCGGUUUCAUCUUCACCACCUCCCUGCCCCCGAUGCUCUUGGCCGGCGCCCGGCAGUCCAUCCAGACCCUGAAGGGGGAAGAGGGUCGCGUGCUGAGGCGUAAGCACCAGCGCAACGUGCAGCUGCUCCGGCAGAUGCUGAUGGACGCAGGGCUCCCCGUCGUGCACUGCCCCAGCCACAUCAUCCCCGUUCGGGUGUCGGACGCUGAGAAGAACACGGAGGUGUGCGACAUCAUGAUGAACCGCCACAACAUCUACGUGCAGGCCAUCAACUACCCCACCGUCGCACGAGGGGAGGAGCUCCUGCGGAUCGCCCCGACCCCUCACCACACCCCGGAGAUGAUGAAAUACUUUGUUGAGAAGCUGGUGAAGACGUGGAAGGAGGCCGGCCUCGGGCUGAAGCCCCACUCUUCGGCAGAGUGCACGUUCUGCCAGCAGCCGCUGCACUUUGAGCUGAUGAGCGAGCGGGAGAAGGCGUACUUCAGCGGCCUCAGCCACCCAAUCUCUGCCCGCGCAUAAACACUACUCAUCACUGCUAGCUUAAAACGGCACAUUAACACUCAUUCCUCUGUCGCUGUCAUAGAAUGUAUUAAUUAUGUUUGAUAAGUCUUAUUAUAUGUAAUAUUUAAGAUAGUCUAUCUUCAGAAGUUGUAUAAGAUUCAAAUAAAAUGUAAAAGGAAACCCA
Fundulus heteroclitus (mummichog) is the source of this 2242-nucleotide messenger RNA. It is a transcript of the gene alas1, whose product is annotated as aminolevulinate, delta-, synthase 1. Gene Ontology annotation, biological process: hemoglobin biosynthetic process; heme biosynthetic process; erythrocyte development. Gene Ontology annotation, molecular function: pyridoxal phosphate binding; 5-aminolevulinate synthase activity. The record is from RefSeq and is a predicted model, not a curated record. The transcript has 11 exons. NCBI's taxonomy places the organism in Eukaryota, Metazoa, Chordata, Actinopteri, Cyprinodontiformes, Fundulidae. Gene Ontology annotation, cellular component: mitochondrion; mitochondrial matrix. The coding region runs from base 217 to 2076 and encodes 619 amino acids.